UAUGUGAGUGUGUGAAAAGUCUCUUUAUUUCACUAUUUUCAUGGUGUCCUUAAACUUAGUGUAAGCUCCUUUUGAGGGUAUUUCUCAAAAUUCAAUUCAAAAACCAUAAACAAACACAAAUCAUGAGGAAGUGUAUACUGCUUUGCUACAGAAGAAUGUUCAAGCUGAACAAAAAGAGGAAAAUAAUUUGCAGAGUAGCAUCACUUCAAAAGUACGUAAAGUCAUUUUGGAACAAAAUUGUUGGUUGUUGUAUUGGUUAUAAGUCCAUUAAGUAUAGAAAAUUGUCACACCGCCACCAUUCCUCUUCCAUCAACACCACCACCACCGCGACCCCCUCGCCAUCUGGCAGGGCGGUUUCCGCCACAUUGGAGGAUUUGGUUGCCUUGAAGAUAUGUUUAUUGGGUGAUAACCAAAUUGGCAAGACAAGUUUCUUGACAAAGUAUGUAGGAAAGGAGAGUACUUCAACAACAGGGUUAAAUCAAAUGGAUAAAAUUUUGUGUGUUAAAGGGGCAAGAAUCUCAUAUACAUUAUGGGAAGUUCAAGGUGAUGUUUCCGCAUCUACUCAGAUUUCAACAGCUUGUAAAGACUCUGUAGCAAUUUUAUUCAUGUUUGAUCUCACAAGUCGACGUACACUGAAGAGUGUAAUUAGUUGGUAUCAACAAGCACGACAAUGGAAUCAGACGGCAAUUCCAGUAUUGAUUGGGACAAAGUUUGAUGAUUUUGUGCAGUUACCAUUAGAUGUGCAAUGGACCAUUGCAAAUCAGGCAAGAGCAUAUGCAAAAGCACUGAAUGCAACCCUAUUUUUCUCAAGUGCAACAUACAACAUAAAUGUGAACAAGAUAUUCAAGUUCAUUACAGCCAAGUUAUUCAAUUUACCAUGGACAAUGGAACGUAAUCUCACCAUUGGAGAACCCAUCAUUGACUUCUAGUAAACCUGUAACUUGGACUUUGCGAAGUAUUCGGGUUGUAGAAGAGAAGAUGCACAAAUACCCCCGUGACUAGGUGUGAGAUUGACUAUGAUGGGUCGUGGGUAUAAGGAGAGAUAAAAGGUAAGCUGAAGAAGUAUCAAGAGAGAUGACUAAACAAGACAUGGCAAAUCUACGACAUAUCGAGAAUAUGACCUUCAAUAAAAAGAUACGGAGGUUGAGGAUUAAGUUGACAUGUGUAGCUUAUCGAGAACAUGACUCUGAAUAAAAAGAUAUGAAGAUUGAAGAUUAAGUUGAGGACAAAACCCUAGAAAUGAAGAUUGGGUUAAUAGGUAGUCGAGCACUAUCUUGUUCCCUUAUUUGUAUUGUUAUUUUUUUUUAUUAUUAUUAUUCUCUUGGUAUCUUAUUUUUUGAUUUGUGUUACUUAUUCUGUCUUUGACUUCAAUUAUCAUAUUAUUUGUUGCUACAAUUCUCUUCUCCACUGUUUUCAGCAUGACUUCUUUAUUAUUGUAUUUGCUUUACACACUUGAUUUUUUACAUGUUUUCCUUGAGCGGAGAUGGACUAUCAAAAACACUGUUUCUGUAUUCUCGAGGUAUGGGGUUAAAGCUGCAUACACACAAUUCUCUCCAAACCCCACCUGUCGAAUUAAUAUGUAUCUUAUUGAUCAAUUCAAAAUGCAGACGUGACUUAAAAUGUAAUAAAAACAGGAGUAGAACAAAAUAUUAUGAACUUCAGGCAUGUAGUCAUUGAAUAUAUAACGAGCAGGAACAAAGCAUUGGUCAAAAUGAACGCAACAAGAAGAGGGAAAAAAAG
This is a messenger RNA of Solanum lycopersicum (tomato), 1740 nucleotides long. RefSeq names its product septum-promoting GTP-binding protein 1. The record is from RefSeq and is a predicted model, not a curated record. Gene Ontology annotation, molecular function: GTP binding; GTPase activity. NCBI's taxonomy places the organism in Eukaryota, Viridiplantae, Streptophyta, Magnoliopsida, Solanales, Solanaceae.